Messenger RNA from Pantherophis guttatus, 2233 nucleotides. It is a transcript of the gene TRA2A, whose product is annotated as transformer 2 alpha homolog. Gene Ontology annotation, molecular function: RNA binding. Lineage: Eukaryota; Metazoa; Chordata; Lepidosauria; Squamata; Colubridae. The record is from RefSeq and is a predicted model, not a curated record.
CCUUACCAAAAUGGUUCCUUCUUCCGAGGUGGGGCUACGCUGCAUCCCGCCCGCAGGGACCGCGUUCUCGUUGGCUGUUUCGACUCGGCCCUCUUUACCUCCUUCCGGACCAAGGAUCCUCGGAUUUAACCAACCGUGAUCCCGACUCCUCUUUUGGCGCCAUCCCUCACCCCUUUAAUGGGUUUGGGUUCCGGCGCCCACUCGCGCUUUUAAACGUUUACCCUGUCCCUAUUUUAUUUUAUUUCAUUUCAUUGCCAUUUUGAACGUUAUUUCAUUCCCUGUCGUUUUAAAUCUCCCUUUUCACUUUAACAAACAGCAUCCCCCCCUCCCCCCCAGGAAAUCCAAAUAGAAAGUAUGCAGGGCUGGUGGGAAGGGAUCCCCUACACAGUCAGAAAAAUCCGGAAGGCCGGCUCUAAAGAAGCCCCCUUGUCCUGGGAGACAGUUGAGGAUCGUUUCUAAUAAUAAUAAUAAUAAUAAUACGAUGAAAAUGGCGUCAGGAUUUUUUCAGGUAAAAAUGCUGUUAAGCUUCCAGCAUGAUUUAUUAGGUUUACACCGGAAGACAGAGUCAACAUUUUAUUACGAUAAGGUAUUUAAGGCGUCACGCUCCCAGUCAAAAUCUCCAGCUGCGAGUCCUGCUCGUGCAAAAUCUGAGAGCAGGUCAGGAUCUCGUAGCCCAUCAAGAGCUUCUAAACAUUCUGAAUCACACUCUCGAUCAAGAUCAAAAUCCAGAUCUAGAUCCAGAAGACAUUCUCACAGGCGAUACACUCGCUCUAGAUCCCAUUCUCACAGGCGGCGAUCACGAAGUAAAUCAUAUACCCCAGAAUAUCGGCGUCGAAGGAGUCGAAGCCACUCUCCUAUGUCUAACCGAAGAAGGCACACUGGCAGCAGAGCUAAUCCAGAUCCUAAUACAUGUCUUGGAGUGUUUGGCCUCAGUUUAUAUACUACUGAGAGAGAUCUUCGAGAAGUCUUUUCCCGUUAUGGGCCAUUGAGUGGAGUCAAUGUGGUGUAUGAUCAACGGACUGGGCGAUCAAGAGGAUUUGCAUUUGUUUAUUUUGAAAGAAUAGACGAUUCUAAAGAGGCAAUGGAACAUGCAAAUGGAAUGGAGCUGGAUGGUAGAAGAAUCAGAGUGGAUUACUCUAUCACAAAGAGAGCACACACACCUACCCCUGGCAUCUACAUGGGCAGACCAACUCACAGUGGAGGAGGAGGAGGAGGUGGUGGUGGUGGUGGUGGUGGUGGUGGAGGAGGAGGAGGAGGAGGAGGAGGAACUGGCCGUCGCCGUGAUUCCUAUUAUGACAGAGGAUACGACAGAGGAUAUGACAGAUAUGAAGACUAUGAUUAUCGCUACAGGAGGCGAUCACCUUCACCAUAUUAUAGUCGUUACAGAUCAAGAUCAAGAUCUCGUUCCUACAGUCCAAGGCGUUAUUAAGAAGAGAAGACAGUUAUAGAGCAAAUAUCAAUUUUCAACAGCAUGUUCCGAACCUAGCUUUUCCUGUUGGUUCCCUACCAUUAUCCUGUAUCCAAUUAAAAUGUUCCUGGUUCAUUAAGAUGUAUUUUCUUUUCAAAUACCCAUUUUCAUCUCUUCUUACUGUAAUAUUCCAGGUGUAAUUGUUGUAGUUUUAUGUACUUAAAUAUCUUUAAAAAAAUUAAUGGGAAUCCCAGAGUGGUAAAAUAUUUUGUAAUUCAUGCAUUUGGUUUAAAACAAGUGGAUUUUUGUUGAGCCUCAUGGAGAAAGAACUGGUAUGUGCUAAUGCUUGCAUGUCGUAUUUUCAGUAGAAAACUACUAUUUUAAUAACCUCUCAUCUUUUUGGUUUCAAAAAAAUCCGCUUGUUUAUUUCAUUUUAACACAAUUUGGUAUGUAAUCUGAAGCCAGAAUUUUCUUGUACCUUUAGUUUAAUAAUUAAAACAAUAUUGGACUGGAAGGACUAUCCCUUGGAAAGUGAAAAAAACUUAUACCCGACAAACUCUCUUUAAUAGGCUUUGGUAAAAUAAUUCCAGUGCUGCUGAGAGGAAAUUGAAAUUUCUUUUAAAUACCAAGCUGACCUGCAAAGUAUUCCUCCUAUUUUUAUUACCCCAUAAUCAGGAUAAGCCUAAGUGACUGAAUAUAAGAAAUAUUUGAUCUGUUCAUACAAAUCUAUAUGAUACAGAAAUUAAGGUGAAGCAGGUUCUAUUUAGUAGUAUGAUCUGAAAUUGUAAUUAUUUGACUUUUCAAAAUAAAUUUAAAUUGUACAAA